Messenger RNA from Xiphias gladius (swordfish), 3907 nucleotides. It is a transcript of the gene cavin1a, whose product is annotated as caveolae associated protein 1a. Bases 314 to 1582 code for a protein of 422 amino acids. Gene Ontology annotation, molecular function: rRNA primary transcript binding. The transcript is spliced from 2 exons. Gene Ontology annotation, biological process: transcription initiation at RNA polymerase I promoter; termination of RNA polymerase I transcription. The record is from RefSeq and is a predicted model, not a curated record. Gene Ontology annotation, cellular component: cytoplasm; caveola. NCBI's taxonomy places the organism in Eukaryota, Metazoa, Chordata, Actinopteri, Istiophoriformes, Xiphiidae.
AGUGGAGGCAUUUGAGUCAGGGUACACAUGCCUCAGCUGUAAGAGGCCCUACUCCCCUUGGCUGGCUGGCAUCCCAGAGCAGAGGCACAGAGAGACAGAGAGGGUAGAGCGUGAGAGACAGAGGGUGAAGAGAAAGUUAAAGUGUAAAGUAGACGAGGAAGAGGCAAACCAGUGAUAGAGAAAGUUGUCUAAAAGAAAGGAAAAAGGAUUAGGGACUGAUUUCUGUGCAGCGUGGGUCCUGUAGGUUGAUUUUCGGCUGUGUACUCUCAUCUGUAGUGAGUUUGCAAGCGGUUCGUAUUUGGAGUCGACAACCAUGGCGGAUACAGGUGUCAAGAAGGAGCACACAGCCCUGGCAGAAGUGCCUUAUGAUGACGAAGAGGUAGCCCUGGUGGGUGCUGCCACCGAGCCGGCAGUAGAUGACGAUGACCCCGCUGAGGAGGUGGACCUGGUGCUGGCCACGGGCUCCGGAGGCAAGAGUGAAGCCCAGAUGAACGGGGUCAUGGUUCUGUCUCUGCUAGACAAGAUUAUCGGGGUGGUGGACCAGAUCCAGCAGACCCAGAAUGGCCUCGAGGCCCGGCAGGAGGCCAUGGAGAAGUCAGUGUCCACCAUCCAAGGGGAGCUGGCUAAGCUGUCCAAGAACCACAUUGGCACUGCCACCACUGUCAACAAAAUGCUGGAAAAGGUACGCAAAGUCAGUGUCAACGUCAAGACGGUGCGCAGCAACCUGGAGAAGCAGGCAGGCCAGAUCAAGAAGCUGGAGAGCAACGAGAACGAGCUGCUCAAGAGACGCAACUUCAAAGUCCUCAUCUACCAGGAUCAAGUGAAGGCACCGAAGCCAUCCAAAGACAAGACAGCAAAGACAGUAGCUGAAGGUAAAGCAGUGGAGGGCCUUGAGCAGAUAUCUGAGGAGGGACAAGAGGGACUCCCAGCCAAUCUCAAUUCAGAUGAGGAGGUGGAGAUCGAGGAGAUUAUUGAAGAGUCUCGUACCAAGCGCCUCCAACGCAGCACCAAGCAGCAAGUGGACAACAUAAAGAAAGCCUUCUCCAAAGAUAAAAUGGAGAAGACCAAACUAAAGACCAAGGAGAACUUGGAGAAGACCAAGCAGAGAACCCGCGAGAACCUGGAGAAAACAAGACAAAGAACCCGCGACAAUCUGGAGAAAACUAAGCAUAACCUGGAGAAGAAGAUUGGCAAGAUCGGGACCCGAAUGACACCCAACCUGGAGCGCAGGGCGAAGAUGAAGAGCUCCAAAGACAAGAUGAAGAAGUCCCUAACCCCUGACCACACGAUCUACGCUCGGUCCAAGACCACUGUGUACCGUGUGCCCCCCUUCACCUUCCAUGUUAAGAAGAUCCGAGAAGGGGAGGAGGAGGUGGUGCAGAACACAGAGAUGGUGGAGGUGACCGAGGCCGAGGGCCAGCCAGGGGGAGAGGAGAACGGGCUUGGUGUGCACGUGGAGGUGGAAGAAGGGGAGCUGGUGAGUGUAGACAGCCCAGAGAUGGAGGCUCUGUUGGUGGUGACUGAGGAUUCUCAGCUGGUCAGGGUGGAGCCAGACCAGCUAAAGAAGGCCCAAAGUGAAUAGAGCAUCCCAGCUCUGCAGGGAGAAAUAAAUGGGUGAAGAAGGGAACGAAGUCUUGAUGAAUGAAUCUAAUCACAAGGACACAAUCUUAGUCGUAGGAACUUUCUAGACAUGAUCACAAUCUAUGAUAUCUCAUUUGUUUUCUGUUCUCUUUUUAUUGUACCCAAUAAGAAUGACUUUCAUAUUUGCUUCUCUUUAGCAUAUAAAUAAAAAAACAAACAAAAAAAACAAAGCUAGAUUUGGAAACAUGCUGCAGGUUGAAUGGCCAUCCCAGACUUGUAUGUUUAGGAUAUUUGCUGUUUUUUGUUGAUUUGAUAAAUUGAGCGGCGAUAAAAAAAAAAAAGGUAUAAAUAGUUUUUGCUAUUGAGAUGUAAUUUAUAAUAUAAUGUUUACCAUGUAUGACAUGCACAUUAAUAAGUAUGGUAACAGGAAGUUGUGGGCAUGAUUUAUGUUCUAAUGGCUUAUGGUUUUAGUGAUGUAAUGUGCAUGUGUGAAAGAAAAAAACUGAACACAAAGGCAAGGAUUAGGCCUAAGAAAUAAGAAAUAAAGAACUGGGGAGGAAGGGGGCAAGGGAAUGGACUUGAAGCGUUUCCAAAAACAAUACCCCUGAUAUGCACAAUGCCUCAAGGGCAUAAUGCUUAUUUACUGCCAGUCACUCAGGCAUUGUGCCAAAUGUUAAUUAUAUUGUUUUUCAUUUAAUUACAAAUAUAAAGUACUGAAAAUAGAAGCAUUAUGUCUGUAGAAUACUAAGAAAAAAGAUAAUGGCAAUUGUUUAUAAUCAUCCACAGCUGAGUUUUAAAUUAUACUGUAUUAUGUAGGGCAAUAUCGCUUGCCACUCUAUCAUAGGUCCUUAAUUGGUCACUCAUUUCAGCCAAAAUGUAUACAGUUAAUGAAAUACUAAAAAUUGAUAAUAAUGAAAUUUAGAAUGUAACCUUUGCUACAAUGUAUCUUUACAAUGCAUGCUUCAAAACACUUUUUGAUUAUCAUUUACUGUAUUGUAUUCACUCACCGCGUCAUAUUUAUCGCAUAUGGACAUGUUCCACUUACCAAGUUUCACAAAGUACACUGCUGCACCGAGGAGAAGAGAAACAACUGUCACCAUGGUCACAGCUCUUCAUAGUACAUUUGCACAUCGCUAUUAAAUUUUCCUGAGGUAAUUGCGGGCGGAAAAAUGAUGGUCCGGAGAGCAAGAUGACAGUUUAAUGAGUGACUACGUAACACGUACGUAACGGAGAUGCAAAUGUCAUCCUAAAUGCAGUUAAAUGGAGGCAGCACACUGCCAGGUAUUAUGAAUGGCAUGGCCCUUUAAUAAAUGUCAGAACAACGGAACAGCAUGAUCCAGUCCACAAACGUUUUUACAGAGACCAGGUGCAGUCUUGUGUACAUCCUCUGAUAUAUAAAAGGAAUGUCCACGAUAACAGAAAAAAACUAUGUGACCAUGGAUCAUAGAAUUAUCAUUAUCGCUGUAGAGAAGAUGAUGGUGGAUGAUUAGAGGAAGCUAUGAUAAUUGGGUUGUAAUUAUUCUGUAAUUAUUCUGGCAUAAACUGAAAAUGGCCAUGCUCAAUUACCGCCACUUUUGAUCAUUUAAGCCUACAUGUACAAGGCUACAGAUGGAAACAAGGUGAAUGUACGGUCAAGGGCCUGUGUGUGACCUCGAUGUGGUGUAGGCGCGCAGAAGCCCACUGUGCAGCAUGGAGCACCAUGAAAAUAAUCAAUGGGCUGGGGAAUGCAAUUAAGGAGAGUGCUUCCUCUGAGCACUGAGCAGGGUAGAGAACUGUGAGACGGACACAGAGAGAAAGGAUAUGUGUAUGUAUGUAUGUGCGUGUGUGUGUGUGUGUGUGUGUGUGUUUGUGUGAUAGUGAAGAGUAGUUGCAUACCAUAUACCCACACCGAUAUUUUCGUGAGACUCCGAGUUGGUCAGCAUCAAGUGGAAAUUUCAUUAAGGGCGCAAAGAAAUCAACUGCGGGCCUCUGACAUCACACAGGCUUGGAAUUAUUAUAGUGUGUUUUUAUUGAUUUUUUUUUUUUUCCGACAAAAAUAUGUACGUCGUCUAGCACAUUAAACACUGAAACACUUGUAAGAAAUUGGUCCAUUUGAAAAAAUAUGUUUUUGCCACCAUGUAUAUUUUGCCCUGUUUUAAGCUACUGGUUAUUAAAAAACUGAAGCUAGCUUAUAUAUAUAUAUAUAUAUAUAUAUAUAUAUAUAUAUAUAUAUAUAUACAUAUAUGAAUGUUAGUCAAAUAAAAUAAUGUAACAGAUAAUUACAAUAGGUAGGUGUUAUUAAUAAUAAAGCUUGCUUAUUCUGUUGUGUUUAAGGCCUCUUUUGCCU